AUGCUUCAGGACAUCGGAGGUCCUGUUCCUCCAAACACUGACCAUGCAGUUAGUGUAUCACUACCUACGUGGAAAGCAAAUGUGGCAUACGAAGAAGGGGAAGCAUGGGUUAUAAAUAAGAUGCAAUGCGGCUACCCCCGUUUCUUCAUACAUCCCAUUAUUCAAGAGCUCUCUAAAGAGAUCGUAUCCCGAUUUGGAAACACGCAAACCGAUAUUGCCAUUCUGUUCCCAUCUCCAAAUACCGCGCGUUUAUGUCACUCCUUCCUCCAGUCCAAAAUUCCCUCCGACGAAUCACAUAAGAUCCGUGUUUUGGACUUCGUUCCCUCUCAGCAGCCCGAAACCGAUUCGCCCACCGUCACAUCAUUUUUGUCAUGUGUUAUGUACCCAAGCGAGUAUGCAUCGGUUGCGAAACAAGUGUGGCAGCAUUCUGGCAAUGGUGUGUCAAGUCGAAGGGGUGAAUUCUGUCUAUCCGCCCUGAAGGAUGGGCUUCUCGUGGAAAAGAAAUCCGCCGCUGUCGAUACAUCAUCACCAAAAUUCUGCAAGGGCCCCCGGAGAUAUCGAGGACGAGGCUCGAUAAGCGGAAUAAAUAAGGGUGGACCACACGGCGCGACCUCGACCUCGAACCCCAUCCAGCCGCAAGAGGGCCGAGAAUCCGCCCAGUUCAUUGAGGAACGCUUCGGUCGAAACUUGAGUACUUCGCUGGCCGAUCAAGCAAAGAUCGCUGUGCGCAGGCGGAUUGCGGGUGUCUUGACUGCAGAUGUAGAGCUGAGUGAAGCUCUAGAGGAGACAUCACGGGAGGCGAGAGUCGCGGGAUUAUCUGAGUCCGAUGUUUACCUAUACCCAACUGGUAUGAGCUCGAUCUUCAAUGCGCAUCAGAUGCUGCUAAAUGCUAGGGGUGCUAUGAAGAGCAUCUGUUUUGGUUUUCCUUACAUCGAUACUCUAAAAAUUCUUCAAAAAUGGGGUCCUGGGUGUUUGUUCUACGGCCACGGAUCUUCUGAAGAGUUGGAUGAUUUGGAGUCCCGACUAGCCAACGGUGAGAGAUUUCUUGGGCUUUUCACAGAAUUUCCAGGAAAUCCUCUUCUCAAAGCCCCCGAUCUUAAGCGGAUCGGAGAGCUGUCUGAGAAAUAUGACUUCGCGGUGGUUGUGGACGAAACAGUCGGAAACUUCCUCAAUAUCAAUGUACUCCCUCAUGCAGAUAUCGUGGUCAGCAGUUUGACCAAAAUAUUCAGCGGCGACAGCAAUGUUAUGGGAGGAAGUGCAGUACUCAAUCCGCACGGACAAUACUACAAAUUGCUCAAGGAUACCUUUACCCGCGAGUACGAAGACAUUCUCUGGACGGAAGACGCUGUCUUCCUGGAAAGAAACAGUCGCGACUUCGUGGCGAGAAUUGAGAAGAUAAACAAUACUACCGAGGACAUAACAGCAAUGCUUAAAGAUUCUCCCCUCAUCAAAAAUGUGUAUUAUCCGAAGUAUAACCCUUCACGGUCACUGUAUGAGGCAUUCCGCACUCCAAAUGGUGGGUACGGCGGUCUCUUCUCUGUCACGUUCCACUCUACAGAGGAGGCAAUUGCCUUCUUUGAUGUCCUGGAGGUUCUCAAAGGUCCUAGUCUUGGGACGAACUUUACUUUGAGUUGCCCGUAUACUUUACUCGCCCACUACGGUGAAUUGGAUUGGGCGGCUUCUUUCGGUAUUGAAUUCGAUCUAGUAAGAAUAAGUGUAGGUUUGGAGGAUGUCUCAGACCUCCGGGGUCGGGUGCAACAGGCGCUCGACGCAGCCGCUGCAGUCCGUAAAACAUAG
Molecule: messenger RNA, 1797 nt
Organism: Aspergillus ochraceoroseus IBT 24754
Lineage: Eukaryota; Fungi; Ascomycota; Eurotiomycetes; Eurotiales; Aspergillaceae
Product: cystathionine gamma-synthase
Exons: 4
Coding region: 1-1797 (598 amino acids)
Biological process (GO): transsulfuration
Molecular function (GO): pyridoxal phosphate binding; cystathionine gamma-synthase activity
Source: RefSeq, a predicted model, not a curated record